Molecule: messenger RNA, 2508 nt
Organism: Gadus morhua (Atlantic cod)
Lineage: Eukaryota; Metazoa; Chordata; Actinopteri; Gadiformes; Gadidae
Gene: slbp
Product: stem-loop histone mRNA binding protein
Exons: 8
Coding region: 136-954 (272 amino acids)
Biological process (GO): mRNA transport; mRNA 3'-end processing by stem-loop binding and cleavage
Cellular component (GO): cytoplasm; histone pre-mRNA 3'end processing complex
Molecular function (GO): histone pre-mRNA stem-loop binding; mRNA binding
Source: RefSeq, a predicted model, not a curated record
CAUUGUUGACGUAGCGCGGGUUUUCUUUUCACUUUUGCGCACACAUUCUUUUCCCGCCGCACUGUUCGCGUCACACACACAGACACUGCAGACAGUACUUCAGUGUGGAACCACCGCAAAGACAUUUAAAAAGAAAUGUCUUUUAGAUCAAAAAAUGGACGCUCUGCUUCCGAAAGCAAAGAAUCUGAAAACCGGGAUAGUGGCCCAUCACCGUGGUCUCAGAGCAGGAAGAGGGGCGCCGAUGGCAGCCUGAGGAACAAGAGGGAGGAGAACGAUGAGAAGCUCCCAAAACACCCAGACGACAGACCUGCCAGUUUCACCACACCAGAGAGUGAUGGGCCACUGUCUCGUUGUGGCAGGCAGUCGGACUGGGGCAGCCAGGUAGAGAAGGAGGAAGAGCUCAUAAAGGAUGUUAACAAGGACAUGCACCGUUACAGGAGGAGGCUGCUGGAUGCAGAGUUCUCUCGGCGGGAGAGGAAGAAUUCUUCUGGCAGCUCUGACUCUAGAGAGUCGCCGCUUCCUACCAGUGCAGAGAUGGAGACGGAUGAAUCAGUUUUAUUACGACGACAGAAACAGAUCAACUAUGGAAAGAACACCUUAGCCUAUGAUAGAUACGUCAAAGAGGUCCCAAAACAUCUGCGGCAGCCCGGCCUUCAUCCAAAGACUCCCAACAAGUUCAAGAAGUACAGCCGGCGCUCCUGGGACCAGCAGAUCAAACUGUGGAAGGUGAAGCUCCACGCCUGGGAUCCCCCUGCCCAGGAAGGCCAGGAGAGAGACCUUGACGACAUUGAGGAGCUGGACCUGGAGGACGUGAUGGACAUCGAGCUGGAUUUCCCGACUCUCCCAGAGGCCCUCAGCAGCUCUUCUUCCUCCCUCCUUCCGGUUCCGUCGUUAAAGGACGAAUGUGCCGGUACACCGAAUAAAAUGAUGAAGACGGAGGAGUCACCGGAAUAAAGUGAUGAACACGGAGGACGCACUGGAAUAACGCAACCAUCUGAAGACACUAUCGGGUUCUUCCUCCAUUGCUUCUGAGAUCAGGAAGUUAUUUUCCCCAUCUGUAUUUAGGAUUCAUUUAAGAAACAACUAACUGUUGUUAAUCCGUGGUGAUCCGCUUUAGAUCUGCCUUACCUUCUCUCCAUUGUUUACAGGAAUCAGCCGUAAUUUACACAUUUCCUGGGGAUGAAAUGUCUCAUAGUGCCUCAAACCUUGAUAUUCUUUUUCUGCUUCCUUUUCCAUCACUAUCGGGGCUGAAGUUCCUAUGUGUAGAUUUACCUCUUGACGCUGUCACAUGCAGGCAGCGUCUACAUUGUAAGCUCUUAAAAGUAUUUUUAUGAAUGGAAAGUUGACCAAAUCGUUAUUGCACUGAGUAUGUUUUAUAACUCACUGGGCUUGUUAAAGACAUAUGUUGUGUUACUAGUUUGAACUGAUUUAAAGCCUUUAAUGUUCAAUCGAGCAUGUCUGUAAAUAAUGUUGACUAACGGCUUUUUAAUGUUUAUUUUGAAAAAAAAAUAAAAUAAAUAGCAACAUUUCUUGGAGUACACAAAAAUGCGUUUGGGUUUGAACUAUAUAAUUAUUUUGUUUUAAGUGCUGUUGUACUUUCUGUUUUUUUAUAUAUUUGUUUCCCAAUUCUGUUUUGAAAUAAAGUUUGGCUGUUGCUAAUGCUGUGGGAGAUUUGUUUGUAGAAAAGUUUAGUUCCUCCUUUAUAGUAAGCCUAUGACAAAAUUUGUUGGUAUAUUUUAUUAAUCAAAUUCUAAAUAUGUUUAUUUCGACCAUAUUGGGGUCAGGGUUAGUCCAAUUGGGCCCUGUGAGGAUAUUUUAUUUUGUUUACAUAGAUUAUAGUGUGUAUUUUCUGACUGCUCCAUCAAUGAUAGUUUUAAGCUAUAUGAUAUACAUUUUUGAGGAAUGCUCUGUAAAGGUAACUAGAAACCACAAAUAAAAUGUAGUUACUUAAACAUUUCCUAUUGUUGAACGGUGAAAAACCCUGAUGAAGAAAAAGUGUGUUGCACAUAUAAAAAGUAGUUUAUGCAGAUCGAUGCACGGCCCAAAAAAAGAAUCUUUGCAUUGUUUGGGCCAUGCCAGAGUGAUAGAUAUAACAGUGGCGACACUUCCAUUGGACUCUGUUGUGUUUUCUGGCUUGUUUUUCAAAUAUAUAUUUUCGGCAAUUUUUCACAAUUAAAAUGAAAUAAAUAGUUAUUAUGCUACUUGACCUUUUGACCUCAAGUUGUCAAACCAACUGUGCAACAUACAGAUUAAUGUGCCGCAAGUGUUUAUUUUUCCAAUAAGCAAAAAUAAAUAAAUACAUAUUUUCAUAAAAAAUGUUACAUUACAUAUAUUUUAAUUCGACUGACUUUGUUAAAUUGAAAUUGUGAAUUUUCUUGGAGUGUGGAUAGCACCUUUCACAACACGUCACUCUUUGUUAAUUUACUUGCUGAUACGUGACUCUUAUGUCUCCGACUUACCAUCUGUAAACUUGUACUGUAAAAUAAACAUUUACGUUUUUAUAGCCCA